Molecule: messenger RNA, 5989 nt
Organism: Coregonus clupeaformis (lake whitefish)
Lineage: Eukaryota; Metazoa; Chordata; Actinopteri; Salmoniformes; Salmonidae
Product: protein FAM171A2
Exons: 8
Coding region: 106-2628 (840 amino acids)
Source: RefSeq, a predicted model, not a curated record
GCAGCUCAGACUCAACAUCAGCAUCCUUAUUUAAGGGGGUGGGUAUCCGAGAAAUGACUGAGAAUUAAUUGUCAAUAGCCUAGUAACCCUCCGGGAGAAAUAUGGAUGUAUGGCCACCGAACUUGGAAUAGAGAUGUAGUUUCAAGGAUGUCACCCAUCUACAUCUCUCGUUUGUUCCUCUUUAUUUCUAUCUCCGCGGUCUGGGAGGCGCGAGCCAAAUCUCUUUCAGAUCAAGGAGCACUUGAGGUCCAGAUCAGAGUUCAGGUGUUCGACAACAGUGACCUAUCACCUUUGGCCGACGCCGCCAUAGAGGUUCAUGGGAACCGGUCUGUUUUAGCGUCCAGCCAGGCGGGCAGUGAUGGCGUGCUUAGGGUGACCUUCCUGUACCACCCGGGGACCUGGGUCAUCAUCUCAGCGUCCAAACACGACUAUGUCACCAACUCCGUCCCCUGGCACGCUAGCCGCAUCCCUCUGUAUGCAUCGGUCAGCCUGUACCUCCUAGUCCAGAGGCCAGGCACCCUCAUUCUCUACGAUGAUGUCAUCCAGGUGCUGCAUGGAUCCCCAGGUGCACGGAACCAGCCAUUGGUCCAGCUCCAGAGAAAGUCCCUUCAGCUGCCAGCUGAUUCCAACUACACAGCACUGUCGGCUGUCCUGACUACUGCCAGAAGCCAGUAUGAGAUCGGGGGCUUCCCUUACCUCCUGGGCCUGGAAACCAACAGCACAGGGGCGGAGACAGGAUGGACAGACUUAACAGCACUGGCGGUGGUCAGCGUUCAGCUCUUUGACCGCGAUGGGACCGUCAUCCAGGUGUCCGAUCCGGUCCACGUCUCCGUACCGCUGCCCUCGGAUACUCGCACCAGGAUCGCCACCAGCAUUCCCGCCUGGCUGUACCAGCCCAAGACGGGUCUGUGGGUCAGGAAUGGGACUGGCUACAUUAAAAAAGAGGGCACACAACUAAUCUGGAACGUGGUCGUUCCUCAGUUGGGCUAUUGGGUCGCAGCCUUCCCUUCAUCUGCAGGCGUGGGUCUGGGGGGUCACUCGGGCCUGAGGGACAUCACCACCUACCACACCCUGUUCCUGCUCUCCAUCCUGGGCUCGCUGGCCCUGCUGGUGCUCAUCCUGCUCUGUGUGCUGCUCUACUACUGCAGACGGAAGUGUCUGAAACCACGGCGACAACAGGGUAAGCCACACACAGCUCUGAAUAGCUCCAAGCGCGACCAGGGCACGUCCACUUCCCGCCUCAACCUCAUCUGUGGCGGCCACGUUGAAUCCGGUCCAUCCAAUGACGCCAGCAAAUCUGACCCAUCCCCCUCACGAGACUACCAGAGCUCGCGGGAGGAGUUCGCCAAGCACGUCCCCGCCCACAAGCUGCGGCAUUCGAAGGGGAAAGGAGCCUCAGGACCCCAGAGGGGCGAGAGCUUCCCUAUGAAGGUGACCCGCGCCACAGACACCAACAAUCUCGACAACCCCCUGCUGCUGCAAGAAGACUACUCACGGAACUACAGCCCGAUCAUGGAGGACGACAAGGAUUCGGACUACCACAUACGCUGCCACAACGCCAACGACAAUCGCGGCUACACCUCGGACGGGGGCUCCCCACCUCGUUUCCUGUCGGACAAGUCGGACAAGCCUCCCGAGUACUCUGCGGCCGCUGCCGACCACCUGGCCCGCCCGACAUCGCUCAACACACAACCGGGCCAGAUCAUCUUCUGCCACUCCAUGGACCAGAUGAAGGAAAACAUGUACCGAAGCAUGGUGCCCACCUUGGUCAUACCGGCCCACUACAUGCGCAUGUCCUCAGACUUCUCCGGGAAGGAGCAGCAGCAGGAUAAGGACGCGGGGAUGCAGAUGGGUGCCGGUCAGUCACACCAUCCCCAGCAACAGAGCCAGCACCAGCAGCACCAGCAGCAGGGCGGCUCCCAAGGGGACGACUCGGAGGGUCAAAACUGGAACUCGGACCCAUCCCAGGGCCCUGUGCGGAUCCCUGUGCUCUUUAACGACUCCACCAUGGCACAGAUGAAUGGCGAGCUGCAGGGGCUGACUGAGAAGAAGCUCCUGGAGCUGGGCAUUAAGCAGCACCCACGUGCCUGGUUCAUCUCAAUGGACGGCCGCGCCAACCACGUGCGCCAUUCUUACAUCGACGUGAGCAACGACCUCAGCAGCGGCGGAAUUGGUGGGGGAGGCGGCGGCCCCAGCUGCAGCACAAUCCGAGAAGCCAACCUCGAAGGACCCAUGGACGGCACCCAAGAGCGCAAGGCCGCGGCAAUCCGUAAGGGUAAGGACGAACGGUGGGGAACUGGUGGACGGAAGGGUGGUGGCAGUAAGGGCAUGUCCAAGCUGGCAUACCAGGACCACAGCGAGCCCAGCAGCAGCGAGGGCCGCCCAGUAUCGCCCGAGGAGAACUCCCUUACCCCGCUGCUGGACGAGGGGCCCUCGUCGCGAGGCUCCACCAUCCCCCGGAGAGGCCGCAGCCGCAUGAACAGCGCGCGCAGCAGCAACAGUGAGAACCGUCGCGACUCCAUGACUAGCCCAGAGGAUGACCCGGACAGCAAGGAUGAGAACAAGAAGAGCCCGUGGCAGAAGAUCGAAGACCGGCCUCUCAUGGUGUUUCCCCCUAAAAAGUUGUAGGCUAACAUCUCAGGCCCCACUCAUAUGGAACAUAAGAGUUGGUCCAGUAGUCAGGGCAUUAAUACAGCCAUUUUGAGAUACCUAAAGAAACAAUAAAAGGAAGGUGGAGAAGUAGCAUUUGACCGAAAGAAGAAAAGCACAAGCCUGCUUGAUAAUCCGUCAAAUGAUACUAUUGUAAUGACAUUGUAAUGACAGCCUCUUUCAAGGGUUAUUGUGUUUCACAUUUUCGAUCACACUCCUAAUUCCCAUUUCCCCCAAUCAUUCUUCUCCUUGUCUUUCCAAAUCCAUUUUUGAGAUCCCUCUCAGUAAAUUCACCUCUGAGCCACUGACUUUGGAAAUAACCAUCUUAACAAAGAAAACCCCAAUGGUUAUAUUUGGAGAGAACUUACCUACAGUAUCUGGUUGCGACUGAAAUAAUUUGCCCAGUAUUUUGAAUGGACUUGGAAUUUCUAUAUGAGAAAGACAAGGCACUUCGAGGACAAGAUUAACCUCUUCUCUCCUGGACUUGUGUACUACACAUUUAUGAAGGCCAGGGUCAAUUCCAUUUCAGUUCAGUCAAUUCAGGAAGCAAACAGAAACGUGUAAUUUGCGUUUGCGCCCUGAAUUGGCUGAAUUAAAAUGGAAUUGACCAAAACCCUGAUAGAGGCCCACCUUGACUUUUAGUGGUUGUAAUCCUGUCACUUUGGUCACCCUGCUUCCAGGACUAUAAGAAGGAGAUACUGUAUCUCUGUUAAAACAUUAGCACAUAUUAUCCCAAAGCAUACAUGUGUGGAGGUUAUGUGGUUUCUUUCUUUAUGGUUUUCUAUUUGGAGGAUUUUUAUGGAUUGAUAGUUAGUGUAAAUAUCUGUUGAUCUCCAUUUGAUAGGUCGUUCGUACAAUUAUGUACUUUUAAUGUGAAAUAUGCAUUACUCCUUCAGGGAAAUGUAUUUGCAAUUCUUUAUGUUGUAAUGAUUUAGUAUAAUACUGUAAGCCACUUAUCUGAGGGGGGAUCUCGUCCUACAAUUUUACACAUAUUUUCUUCAUUUUAGGCUCAAAAUAAGCAUGUCGUCCUGUUACUUGCCACUGGCCACUUUAUAUUCCACUGUUUUUUCCCCCCCUUUUUUUCUGUUUUUGUGUUUGGAAUGCCACGGUUGCUACGGGAGAUCAUGCUGUCUCAAAGCAAAUGAUGUAAGCAUUUGUAGGCGAAUUUCGAAACUGUAGAAUAACUGCAUUCACCACCGACCUCUGUGACAGUUUUCUGUCCUUUCAAAACAAAAUGGAGGCUGUCUACCAACAGCUGCAACAGUCUCACCCUUCAUCUGCCCCCACCUACCCCCAGGACUACCUGACUCACCACCUGUGAACAGACUUAAUGUCCUCCCUUGUCAAUGAAACCACCAUUACUGAACUCUUGUCUAAAUCCAAAACUACAACCUGCUCCCUUGACCCCAUGCCCACUGUCUUAGUUAAGGUAUGCCCCUGGUUGUCAAGAUUGUAAAUGCAUCCCUUGCAUCUAGCAUUGUUCCUACUCCUUUGAAAACAGCGGCUAAAACUCCCAUACUGAAGAAAAAGGGCCUGGACGCUGAGAUCCUCACCAUCUACAGGCCUAUCUCAAACCUACCAUUCCUCACCAAACUGCUUGAGUGGGUGGUAGCAUCACAAAUCCAACAAAACAUGGCCUCUCAUUAACUUUUCAAACCCCUCCAGUCGGGCUUCUGGGCUAUGCAUAGCACUAAAACUGCCUUGGUAAAGGUAGUGAAUGACCUCAUCUGUGCUGCUGAUGGUGGGAACAUCUCCAUCCUCAUCCUCCUGGACCUGUUUGCAGCAUUUGACACUGUCUGUCAUCAGAUUUUAACUGACCGCAUUCUUGUAGUUUCUGCAGCACCCCUUGCCUGGUUCCACUCCUAUCUAUCUGAUAGACAACAGUUUGUCUCCCUUGGCAACUGCAGGUCUGCCCCAGCCCCUGUAUCACAAGGUGUCCCACAAGUCUCAGUGUUAGGUCCAUUACUGUUUAGUAUUUACAUGCUACCCCUUGGUCAGAUCCUCCGUCAAUUUGGACUCCGAUUUCAUUGUUAUGCAGAUGACACACAAAUCUACAUCCACACAAAACCCAACUCCACUAUGCCACCCCCCUCUGUUGUUGACUGUCUGAAAACUUGGAUGAGCAAUAACUUUUAAAAACAAAACGACGACAAAACAGAGAUCAUGCUGAUGGGCCCCAACUCCGUCAUCAAGAAACUGGGUCAAUUCAACAUGACAAUCAACGGCUGCACCAUCCACUCCAACUUCACAGUCAGGAAACAUGGUGUUACAUUUGAACCCCACAUCCUUAACAUCACCAAGUCAGCCUUCUUCCACCUCAAAAACACCUCAUGACUCAGACCCUCUCUCACUGACCCCACAACCCUCAUCCACACCUUUGUUUUAUCAUGCCUGGCCUACUGCAACGCCAUUCUAUACGGACUCCCCGACAAAACACUGGGCAGACUUCAAAAUUCAGCUGCAUGAGUACUCACACACACCAGACCUUGGGACCACAUCACCCCCACCCUCAUCAAACUCCACUGGCUCCCAGUUCAAUACAGGAUCAUCUUCAAAUUGCUCAUGCUCACCUACAAAGCACUCAAUGGACUUGUGCCCACAUACCUUACUGACCUCCUGCACCCCUACACUCCCACCUGUUCAAAGCGCUCCUCUGACACUGGCCUCCUCACCAUCUCUCGCACCAGGCUCCGCUCCAUGGGAGACUGGGGUUUUAGCUGUACAGCUCCCCAAGGCUGGAACUCCCUCCCUCUCCAUGUCAGAACCUCACAAUCCAUACACAUAUUCAAGUCCACACUAAAUACACACAGGCUUACCUGGAUUAUCUGUUGCCUUAGCUUUUAUCCUCCGUCUAGUUCACUUCCCUGGUUAAUCCGUCAUCAUGUUUAGUGUUCUCCAUGGUUAGUGUACUUUUAUAUACUUAAUUAUUUUAUCAUGUGAUUUUAAUGCUUUUUCAUCCUGCUGAUUCUCGUGUUUGUGUAAAGUGACUUUGGGUGUCGUGAAAAGUGCUUAAAAUAACAUUUAUUAUAUUAUAAUGCUCAUUGACUGAACAUUCCAAAUUACCUUGGAAAUUAUGCAUUAAUGCUACCAUGGCAAUUAUGCAUCACAAUAGUAAUUAUAUUUGCCAGUAACAUUUGCAACCAAAUCAUUGUAUUGUACCUGGUCGCAUAGAGACUUUUAUGGCACCUGUGGAUUCAAAAUGAGUAGCCUAAUUAUUUACACGCCACCCCCCCCCCCCAAAAAAAAAAGAAUAGGAGAGGGGAAUUCCACUUUCACAUACAGUACCAGUCAAAAGUUUGAACACACCUACUCAUUCCAGGGUUUUUCUUUAUUUUUACUA